CAUGUAUGCUUCUACUUCUUUUACUUUACCACUCCUCCAUGAACUACUUGUUGAAUCUCACACAAGAAGGUUACUCUUCCAAAGUCCAAUUGAUCAUCAAUCACUUAAAAUCAACUCUUAUGUUUUCACAAACAACCACAAUUCAACAAACUCGUAUUUUGGUGCUCAUGGAUUUGAUUCAAAUGUUGUGAAAAUAAUGGCGGUCCUAUUAUGUGCUCUUAUUUGUUCACUUGUAUUAAACUCCAUCAUAAGGUGUGCCUUGAGAUUUUCAAACGCGGCGAUCACCAACAACGAGUCUUCUUCGAGUUUGAGCAGCGAUCUUUCACCUCAAUUAGCUAACAAAGGAAUCACGAAGAAAACUCUCGAGAAAUAUCCAACAAUGACUUAUUCGGCUGAGUUGAAACUAUCAGAUUUGGAUACAGAGUGUGCGAUAUGUCUUUCAGAGUUUACAAAUGGUGAAAAAGUGCGCAUUUUGCCUAAAUGCAACCAUGGUUUUCAUGUUCUUUGCAUUGACAAAUGGUUAAAGGAACACUCAUCAUGUCCCAAGUGUAGACAAUGUCUUCUUGAAACAUGUCGAAAGAUUGGUGGGUCACAAGUGCAACCAAUUGUGUUGCCGGUGCUAGAAACCAUUAUAAGGAUCUAA
This is a messenger RNA of Lathyrus oleraceus (garden pea), 643 nucleotides long. RefSeq names its product RING-H2 finger protein ATL78-like. The record is from RefSeq and is a predicted model, not a curated record. Gene Ontology annotation, molecular function: transferase activity. The transcript has a single exon. Lineage: Eukaryota; Viridiplantae; Streptophyta; Magnoliopsida; Fabales; Fabaceae. Gene Ontology annotation, biological process: protein ubiquitination. Bases 2 to 643 code for a protein of 213 amino acids.